Messenger RNA from Microtus oregoni (creeping vole), 1865 nucleotides. Its product is annotated as long-chain fatty acid transport protein 6. Lineage: Eukaryota; Metazoa; Chordata; Mammalia; Rodentia; Cricetidae. The record is from RefSeq and is a predicted model, not a curated record. Gene Ontology annotation, molecular function: long-chain fatty acid-CoA ligase activity; long-chain fatty acid transmembrane transporter activity. The transcript is spliced from 10 exons. The coding region runs from base 1 to 1860 and encodes 619 amino acids.
AUGCUUCUGCCUUGGCUCACAGGAUUUGGGGCUGGAUUGCUCUUCCUGCACUUGGUGCAGAAACUUCUGUUCCCGUACUUCUGGGACGACUUGUGGUUCCUGCUGAAGGUGGUGCGCUAUGGAAUUCAGAUGACGAUAUACAAAAUGAGAGGGGAGCUGGUCACUGUGCUGGAUAAGUUCCUGAGCCACGCCAAGAGGCAACCCCAGAAAGCCUUCAUUAUUUAUGAAGGAGACGUUUACACCUACGAGGACGUAGACAAGAGGAGCAACAGAGUCGCCCAUGCCUUCCUGAACCACUCCUCACUGAAAAGGGGGGAUGUUGUGGCUCUGUUGAUGAGCAACGAGCCCGACUUCAUUCAUGUGUGGUUUGGCCUGGCUAAGCUGGGCUGCGUGGUGGCCUUCCUCAACUCCAACAUUCGCCUCAGUUCCCUCCUGCACUGCAUCAGCACCUGUGAGCCCGUGGCUGUGGUGGUUGGCGGAGAUUUGCUUGGAAGCAUAGAAGAAAUCCUUCCCAGCCUCCCCAAGCACAUUCGUGUUUGGGGAAUGAAGGAUUCUGUUCCACAAGGUGUGGUUUCACUUACAGAAAAGAUGAACUUGGCCUCUGAUGAGCCAGUGCCCACAAGCCAUCAUGUCGCCUCAAGCCUCAAGUCUACGUGCCUGUAUAUUUUUACCUCUGGAACAACAGGUCUGCCCAAAGCAGCUGUGAUUAGUCAGUUGCAGGUGUUGAAGGGAUCCUUUGGGCUGUGGGCUUUCGGCUGCACAGCUGACGACAUUAUUUAUAUAACCCUCCCUCUGUACCAUAGCUCAGGGGCUCUCCUUGGAAUUGGUGGGUGUGUUGAGUUAGGUGCUACGUGUGUGUUAAAGAAGAAAUUCUCUGCAAGCCAGUUUUGGAAUGAUUGCAAGAAGUACAACGUGACUGUGUUUCAGUACAUCGGAGAACUUUGCCGUUAUCUGUGCAAACAGCCUCAGAGAGAUGGGGAAAGGGACCAUCAGGUGCGUUUGGCAGUUGGAAACGGUAUGAGCAGUGAUGUGUGGAGACAGUUUUUGGACAGAUUCGGAGAUAUUAAAAUGUGCGAAUUCUAUGGCGCUACAGAAGGAAACAUCUGCUUCAUGAACCACACGGGGAAGAUUGGGUCAGUCGGGAGGACAAACUUCUUUUACAAGCUCUUUUUUGCUUUUGAGUUGAUAAAGUAUGACUUUCAAAAAGAUGAACCAAUGAGGAACGAACGAGGCUGGUGCCACCGUGUGCGAGAAGGAGAACCUGGACUUCUCAUCUCUCGCGUCAAUACGAAGAAUCCUUUCUUUGGCUACGCUGGCUCUUACAGGCACACGAAAAGCAAGCUGCUUUUUGAUGUUUUUAAGAAGGGAGAUGUUUACUUCAAUACAGGAGACCUCAUGGUCCAAGAUCACGAGAACUUCCUUUAUUUCUGGGACCGUAUUGGAGACACUUUCAGGUGGAAAGGAGAAAAUGUUGCGACCACAGAGGUUGCUGACGUGAUCGGGAGGCUGGACUUCAUACAGGAAGCAAAUGUAUAUGGUGUGUCUGUGCCGGGUUACGAAGGAAAAGCAGGGAUGGCUUCUAUUAUUCUUAAACCAAACAAGUCUUUAGACUUAGAGAAAAUGUACGACCAAGUUGUAACAUCUCUACCGGCUUAUGCCUGCCCACGGUUUUUAAGAAUUCAGGAGAAAAUGGCAACAACAGGGACAUUCAAGCUUCAGAAGAUACAAUUGGUGGAAGAAGGAUUUCAUCCGCUGAAGAUUUCUGACCCACUUUACUUUAUGGAUAACUUGAAUAAAGCUUACGUUCCAUUGACGGAAGAAAUUUAUAAUCAGAUAAUGUUAGAGGAGCUUAAACUUUGAAACCG